Molecule: messenger RNA, 1277 nt
Organism: Nelumbo nucifera (sacred lotus)
Lineage: Eukaryota; Viridiplantae; Streptophyta; Magnoliopsida; Proteales; Nelumbonaceae
Gene: PER64
Product: Peroxidase superfamily protein
Biological process (GO): response to oxidative stress; hydrogen peroxide catabolic process
Molecular function (GO): heme binding; peroxidase activity
Source: RefSeq, a predicted model, not a curated record
GUUUCCUUCUCCUCAUCUCUUCUAUAAAUACCCUUGUUCUCAUCUCCACUUAGCACAGAAUUAGAGCGAAAGAAAGAUAAGUAGAUAUACCAGAGAAUCUAUAUUGGCCGGCAUGGCAGCCAUUGUUGCACUUCUGUGCACACUCUUCGUCUUCUCAGUUUCUUCUCCUGGGGAUGCCCUCAGCUUAGACUACUACGACAAAACAUGUCCACAAGCUGAGUCAACCAUCACCAAUGUUGUGAAGAAGGCGAUGACGAAUGAUAAUACAGUGCCGGCAGCACUACUUCGGAUGCAUUUCCAUGAUUGCUUCAUAAGGGGUUGCGAUGGCUCGGUGCUGUUGAAAUCUGUAGGAAACAACCAAGCUGAAAAGGAUGGCCCUCCUAACAUUUCCUUGCAUGCAUUUUAUGUCAUUGACAAUGCAAAGAAAGCAAUAGAGUCGGUGUGCCCCGGUGUCGUCUCCUGUGCAGAUAUCUUGGCUCUAGCUGCAAGAGAUGCAGUUGCUCUAUCUGGAGGUCCUACUUGGGAAGUGCCCAAAGGAAGAAAAGAUGGAAGAGUUUCAAAAGCCAGUGAAACCAGACAAUUGCCAGCUCCCACCUUCAACAUAUCUCAAUUGCAGCAAAGCUUCUCUCAGAGAGGUUUAUCCAUGGCAGACCUGGUCGCUCUUUCAGGAGGUCACACCCUUGGAUUCGCUCAUUGUUCAUCCUUCCAGAACAGAAUCCACAACUUCAGCCCCAAUAGUGAUAUAGAUCCUUCGAUGAACCAGGCCUUCGCGACGAGUCUGAGAAUUGUCUGUCCCGCACACAACAAGGUAAAGAAUGCUGGUUCUACCAUGGAUUCUAGUGUCACCACAUUCGACAACACAUAUUACAAGCUACUCCUCCAGGGGAAGAGUCUAUUCUCUUCGGACCAAGCUUUGCUCACUACCUCAAAAACCAAAUCGCUUGUGUCCAAGUUUGCUAGCUCCCAGGCGGACUUCAAUAAGGCUUUUGUCAAGUCUAUGAUCAAGAUGAGUAGCCUCGCUGGUGGACAAGAGGUUAGGUUGGAUUGCAGAGUGGUUAAUUAGGUGAAGCCUAUAUUAUAUAUAUGAUUUUUUUUAAUAAGUAAAUUUAAGAGUAUGUCAAUGGAGCAACCUCUGAAAGUGGUUGCUUCUGUUUUUCUUAUUUAUUUUGGCAAGUGAAGAAAUAAGUAGAUCUGCGUGUUUGCUUUUGAGAUCAUCAUAGAUGCUGUAGCAACAAAGCUCAAGCAUGUUAAUUGAAGGCUUGGUUUUAGUUUUCAUC